Messenger RNA from Scylla paramamosain (green mud crab), 1440 nucleotides. Its product is annotated as homeobox protein XHOX-7.1'-like. Gene Ontology annotation, biological process: regulation of transcription by RNA polymerase II; embryonic morphogenesis. Gene Ontology annotation, molecular function: RNA polymerase II transcription regulatory region sequence-specific DNA binding; DNA-binding transcription factor activity, RNA polymerase II-specific. The record is from RefSeq and is a predicted model, not a curated record. Gene Ontology annotation, cellular component: nucleus. The transcript is spliced from 2 exons. The coding region runs from base 143 to 1018 and encodes 291 amino acids. NCBI's taxonomy places the organism in Eukaryota, Metazoa, Arthropoda, Malacostraca, Decapoda, Portunidae.
CGAGGCGUGGCCCGCCCGCUGCAGCCCGCCGGGACUCCCGCCCCGGCCCCGCCACCGCCCGCCGACAUGCCGCCCCGCGCCCCGUGAGCCAGUGUGUGCCAUGCCCCGACGCGCCCCGCCGCCGCCAGCACUGUGAGGCAGCAUGGCCGGCGCCGCGGGCCAGGACGCAGUGCGACACAGCCACAACUCUGCCUUCAGCGCCGUCGUCAGGAAGAGCUUCUCCUCAUUCUCCGUGGACGCUAUCCUGGCGCCAGACGCCAGGCCACCCCGCGCCCCAGAGCACGCCCACGCCUCGCCCACGCCGCCCGUGGCCGAGAGUGACCGGGACGAAGAGGACGAGGAGGAAGAGGCGCCCCGCGAGGAGGACGAGGAGGAGCGAGAGGUGCACGUGGACUCCGAGGAGGAGGUGGUGGAGGGCGAGGCUCGCCUGGCCGAGGAGGAGGACGAGGGCAGCCGCCGCGGCGAGGCGACAUUCCUGCGCCCCUGCGUGUUCCCUACCCCGCGGGACCUGCCCCUGCACCAGGGCGCCCCGCACCCCCUCGUGCCCCCCAGCCUGCAGCCAGGCCUGUGGCCGCCCCUGCACCUGCUGCACCACCACCUGGCUCUCAGGGCCUUCGCCAAGACGCCCGAGCCGCCGCGGUUCCAGGGCCCCGUCAAGGUGCAGCUGAGGAAGCACAAGCCCAACCGCAAGCCGCGCACGCCCUUCACCACGCAGCAGCUGCUGUCGCUGGAGAAGAAGUUCCGGGAGAAGCAGUACCUCAGCAUCGCCGAGCGGGCCGAGUUCUCCGCCUCGCUCAGCCUCACCGAGACGCAGGUCAAGAUCUGGUUCCAGAACAGACGCGCCAAGGAGAAGAGACUGAAGGAGGCGGAGAUGGAGCGGCUGCGGUUCGCCUCCCGUCCCAUGGUGCAGCACAACCCCCUGCUGCCCCCCGCCUCGCUCCUCCCGCACUUCCUCCUCACCCACUCCUUCCCGCACCUCCACCAGCCGGGAUUCGCCCCCUCCUCCUCUGGCAGCUAACAAACCCCUCCUGCUCCCCUCCCAUGGGCCCCUCACCCCCUCCCCCACCAGCUCUCCCAAGACCCAUGGUGACCACUCUCCCCAGCCCUCUUACCUCCCCUCCCCAGCUUGGGCCUCCCCAGGUGCGACACUCACCUGAAGGGCGGCACGGCAGGGUCCACCCUCAUUAACCCUUCCCCUGCCUCACCCUGCAUCCUCACCACCCUCUCCACCUCCCUGGCCUCCUCUCUCACCCUCCUGUUUCCCCACUCAUUCCUUCCUCUCCUGUCUCUCCCUCGUUCUCUCCGCACCUCUCUCCUCCUCUCUUUGUCACUCUCCCAAAAAUCCGCAGCCAUUUAAACCAUUUCCUUUCCAUUCUCUCUCUCUCUCUCUCUCUCUCUCUCUCUCUCUCUCUCUCUCUCUCUCUCUCUCUCUCUCUCUCU